Messenger RNA from Tripterygium wilfordii, 761 nucleotides. RefSeq names its product 60S ribosomal protein L32-1-like. Gene Ontology annotation, biological process: translation. Gene Ontology annotation, molecular function: structural constituent of ribosome. Gene Ontology annotation, cellular component: cytosolic large ribosomal subunit; ribosome. The record is from RefSeq and is a predicted model, not a curated record. The transcript is spliced from 4 exons. NCBI's taxonomy places the organism in Eukaryota, Viridiplantae, Streptophyta, Magnoliopsida, Celastrales, Celastraceae. The coding region runs from base 125 to 526 and encodes 133 amino acids.
GAAACACCGGAUUAGAACUACACCAUAUAUAUAGUCGCUUAAAACCCUAAAGUUGCUUUCUAUCCUCUUCCCUUUGUCAGGGUUUACAGCCUCCUCACCGCGUGAAGAUCCAAGGAAGAGAAAAAUGGCUGCUCCUUUGCUUGACAAGAAAAUAGUGAAAAAGCGUGUCAAGAAGUUCAAGAGGCCUCAAAGUGACCGCAAGAUAUCUGUUAAGACAAACUGGCGAAGGCCAAAGGGUAUUGACUCGCGUGUCAGGAGGAAGUUUAAGGGAGUCACUCUCAUGCCCAAUAUCGGUUAUGGUUCAGACAAGAAGACGAGACACUAUCUCCCCAAUGGAUUUAAGAAAUUUGUUGUGCACAAUGUCAAAGAAUUGGAGCUUUUGAUGAUGCACAACAGGACUUACUGUGCUGAGAUUGCUCAUGAUAUUUCCACCCGGAAGAGGAAGGAGAUUGUUGAGCGUGCGUCACAGUUGGACAUUGUUGUCACCAACAAAUUGGCCAGGUUGCGCAGCCAGGAGGAUGAGUAAACAUGAAGUGCUAGAUUAUGUUGUGUUACUUUUGCUUUCUCUCUGUUCUUAAGGGAGUUGUGCUAAUUAUGUUGUUAACUUUGGUUAUGUUCAAGAUUCUUGUUCUAUCUUGUUUUAUGGCUUCACUUUCAACUCUAGACGAAUCGCUACUUCAGACUUGUUUGAAACCACAAAGGUUCCCCCCUUAUUUCCCAUUUAUUUUUUAUGUAGCUUUGCUUAGCUUCUUCUCUUUCAA